This is a messenger RNA of Nothobranchius furzeri (turquoise killifish), 1319 nucleotides long. NCBI's taxonomy places the organism in Eukaryota, Metazoa, Chordata, Actinopteri, Cyprinodontiformes, Nothobranchiidae. The record is from RefSeq and is a predicted model, not a curated record.
GACAAAGUGUUGGGUUUCCCGUUUCAGUUUGGCGGCUCAGCUCCUCGUGUUUAAUCUAGAAAAGUGGGUGAAAGAAGCAGGAAAGGGGAGAGGAAGGCUGGGAAUUUUAGCUGCUGACAGCUGGUUUUUGUCUCUUUUCUCCUCACCUCCUUUUUUCCUGCCUUUUAAAACAUCCACGCCGACUUCACUCUCAAAUAUCAAGACUUUAAAAUACCGGCUGUUAAAAAACCUAUUCUUAAUGAUCAGAACACGCGACCUCAGUAACGUCCUCGCUCGUUUCAUUUUCUUCAGAUCAAAGCUUUCACGUCAAAUCUGAAUUUCCACUCGCUUCCUGUGACGUCUCACUCUCACCACAUCCUGGUUUGGCCUCAGAAGAUGCUGACAUACGUAGAGUUUAACGCUUCUGUCAGUUUUCACUUUGCACACGACUCAGAGUUUCUGACACCCUGAGGUGCGCUCACACACACCCGCUGUGAGAGAAACCUCUGCACCAUGGUAGGCUACUGCCCAAUCUGUGGAAAGCCCGUCUACUUUGCUGAAAGGAAGCGGUCCUUAGGGAGGGACUACCAUCCUCUCUGUCUGAAGUGUCAGAGGUGCAAGAUGCAUCUGAACGCUGGUCAACAUGCUGAGUAUGAUGAGAGGCCGUUCUGCAGAAACUGCUAUCUGAAGCUGUUCGGCCCCAGAGGUGAAACACAAAUCCCCCUAACCCUCUCAGGUGCGUAUCAGACACAUGUUCUAAAUGCCUUUGUUCUACUUGUUCUUGACAGGUAACAGGUGACGGAUGUGGCCUCAGAAUCAGAGCCUUCCUCACGGAAAGCAAAAUGAUCAGGAAUAGAUAAAAGUUUACAGUAAUAUGUGUUAAAAACAUGAAACCUUCCAUUGUGUUGCCUUCAUUAAAGAGCAAGUCACCCCCAAAUCAACUAUUUUUUCUGAUAAACUAUAUAAAUGUGUGUCUAAUCGUGCUGCAGACACGUGUAGUCAGUAGCUUUGCACUUUAGUGCAUUUCAGUUAAAAUUUAAAUUUUCUGCCUAAAACUGUUCCUUGUUGUGUCGUUGUCAGGUAAAAACUCUGCACUGCAUUUGAAUUUAAAUCUGCCAUCGCUAUUGGCUAAGAGGUACCCUAGAACGUUAGCUGGUACCAUAUGAUGUCACAAUGUCAUUGUGAGCCUGUGUGUGUGUAUUUUUUAGAGGCUCCGCCCCCUCGAUCUGCUAGGCAACAGCAUUUGUUGCAUUUUUUCGAACAGGAAGUGGGAGUUGAGUAAGAAUCUGGUAGGGGGUGACUUGCUCUUGAAGCAUCGAUAAAAUAAACAUUUCUAAAUC